GCUAUUUAUGCCUGACUGAAAGUAAUUGAAGCCAUCAGUUGUUCAACUCCUCAACAGCAGUCAACAUGAAACUUAUCAUCAUCGCCGCUUUCUUGGCCAUCGCUGCCGCUGUUCCAUCCAGCUACAAGCCGGAGUACAAAGCUCCAAGCUACUCUGCACCAAGCUACCCUGCACCAAAGUACCCAGCACCAGCCUACCCCGCACCAGCCUACCCCGCACCAGCCUACUCUGCACCAGCCUACUCCGCACCAGCCUACUCCGCACCAGCCUACUCCGAUAACAAAUACGCCGACAUCACCAUCACCAGCCAAUCCGAUGAGCGCAACAUCGAUGGCAGCAGCCAGUGGAGCUAUGCCCAGUCAGACUACACCACCCGCGAAGAAUCUCAGGUACAGAAGAAGAUACAAGGAGUCAUCUACGAUUCUUACGGGAAAGAAUCGUACGGUGAAGUCUUCGGCAACACCAACAAGGGAUCUUCCUACUGGAUCUCCCCCGAAGGCGACAAGUUCACUUUGACCUGGGCUGCCGAUGAGGCUGGUUUCCAACCCAAAGGAGAUCACUUGCCCGUCGCUCCCGUCCACGAAUACGAACUCCCAGUCGCUCCCGUCCAUGAAUAUGAGCUCCCAGUUGCUCCCGUUCACAUCCCCUUCAAUGGAAAGGGUUACAAGAUCUACUAGAUUUCCCGACACGCGAUUGAAUAUUAAAAACAUGUCCUAUAAUUUAUGUCUGUAUAUCGAACGCUUGGUGUAAAUAUCAAUGCAAUCAACGCAAGAAAA
Molecule: messenger RNA, 776 nt
Organism: Daphnia carinata
Lineage: Eukaryota; Metazoa; Arthropoda; Branchiopoda; Diplostraca; Daphniidae
Product: endocuticle structural glycoprotein ABD-4-like
Exons: 4
Coding region: 66-677 (203 amino acids)
Cellular component (GO): chitin-based extracellular matrix
Molecular function (GO): structural constituent of chitin-based larval cuticle
Source: RefSeq, a predicted model, not a curated record